AUGACCUUCGACGCCUUACACCCGACUUGGUUCACCAUCACCGCCGGAUCUCUUCAGAUGCUUCUUGACCGGCGUCGGAUUCACUGUCAGAUUUCUCCAGCUUACCUCGUGGCUGAGAAAGUUGUUGUGACCAUGAAGCACAAUGACGACCAACAUACAUCUGGGAAUCGCUGGUUAGACGUUCCUUCACUGUCACAAGGGACGUCAGUGGAGAGCAACUUGUUGGAGUACUUGGAGAAGAGAAAAAUCAAGAACCUUGUGAAGAAGCAUUUCGAAUUCAUCAGUUACCCCGUUUAUGAAUAUGCUAUGGGACAAUUGAAGGAAUAUGAUGGGAAGAAGCUAGUCUCAUUCACGAAGGAGGGACUGAAACUUGAUGACAAGACCGAAAAGGAGAAGAAAAAGAAGUCCUUUAAGAACUUGUGCAGGACCAUUAAGGACAUUCUUGGGGACAAGGUGGAAAAGCUUGUCGUCUCUGACAGAAUUGUGGUCUCGCCUUCCUGCCUGGUGACUUGA
Molecule: messenger RNA, 513 nt
Organism: Eucalyptus grandis
Lineage: Eukaryota; Viridiplantae; Streptophyta; Magnoliopsida; Myrtales; Myrtaceae
Product: heat shock protein 90-1-like
Exons: 3
Coding region: 1-513 (170 amino acids)
Biological process (GO): cellular response to heat; protein stabilization; protein folding
Cellular component (GO): perinuclear region of cytoplasm; plasma membrane; protein-containing complex
Molecular function (GO): ATP hydrolysis activity; ATP binding; ATP-dependent protein folding chaperone
Source: RefSeq, a predicted model, not a curated record